This is a messenger RNA of Patella vulgata (common limpet), 5466 nucleotides long. RefSeq names its product E3 ubiquitin-protein ligase Topors. Gene Ontology annotation, molecular function: metal ion binding; ubiquitin protein ligase activity. The record is from RefSeq and is a predicted model, not a curated record. Gene Ontology annotation, biological process: protein polyubiquitination; protein monoubiquitination. The coding region runs from base 112 to 4545 and encodes 1477 amino acids. The transcript has 2 exons. NCBI's taxonomy places the organism in Eukaryota, Metazoa, Mollusca, Gastropoda, Patellidae.
GCUGCCAGCUGAAUUAGUUGGAAAGAAGUGAUAUUGUUCUUGAAAAUUCUAGGUCUUUCCUAUCGAAUUGCUGUUUUUAUGUAAGAUGAUUUUAUAAAGAUAUUGAUCAUCAUGGCUGACUCUAGUACCAUUACACGUUCCAAGAAAAAGAAGUCUUCUCACAAAUCUAAGAAAAAGAACGAAACCCCAACAAAGGAGUUAUCUCCCCUUCCACCUCCAGAAACAGGAAAUGAACCACCCAAAGCAGAUACACCAACUAGAUCCACCAAUUCACCAGAUCCCAAUUGUGCCAUCUGCCUUGGUAAACUAGAGAACAAAUCUUUCACAGAUAGCUGUUUUCACAUGUUCUGUUUUGUGUGUUUAUUAGAAUGGUCCAAAGUUAAAAAUGAAUGUCCACUUUGUAAACAAUCGUUUAAGAGUAUUAUUCAUAAUGUGAGAUCCUAUGAAGACUAUGACCAAUAUCAUUUGUCCAUGUAUAGGAGUAAUCAUUCUCCAGAACAUCCAUAUAGUCGAAGUUUCAGAUACAGAACGACUUUGACUGAAGAUCGGGUACUUAAUCUCAGGAGCAGGGUUAUUGGGAACCCAGUAACAGAUCCAGAAACUGUGUUACAACUCCAAGCUAUUGGAGCUUCUCCCCAUGUCCUUCGUGCGACAGACUUUAAUGCCAGACAGGAUUGGAAUAGAAGACGCCAAGCUUCAACUUCGGACUUUCGUAGACGAAUUUAUACCAAUGGUAUGCGCUUAUCUGGGGUUAGGGGAACAAAUGGUCGAGUAAGGGACAUAAGUCCUGCCUUCUUCACAGCUAAUCCUGCCUUGACACAUCGUCUAGUACCUUGGCUGAAUCGGGAACUUAAUGCUCUUCUGUUUAACCAGGAAUCACACGUUCAGUUUGUUUUAGAGCUAAUAAUGGGUCUCAUUAAAAGAUUUGAAAUUAACAGCGAAGACUUUUACCAACACAUCUCCCCAUUUAUUGGAAGACACACCAGACAUUUUGUGCAUGAAUUUCAAAUGUUUGCCAUGUCUCCAUAUUGUAUGACUAUUCACGAUAAGAAGGCGAUAUAUCAACAACAAACUGAGUCUGUGUCCUCUGAUACUGAUACUGUUAAUUCUAUUAGUGAUGAGGAUAGUGAUGUUCAGAUUGUUUCAACAGAGGCAGCCCCAUCUGUACCUUCAAGAGAAUUUUUAAACCUACCCGAUAUUAGUGCUGAAGUUCAGGUCAGAAGUUCUAAUUUCAGUUUUUGGGGAGGUCCAAGUUAUCUGUCAACAUCCUCCUGGCAUUCUCCAACUCCUGGACCCUCCUGGCAGUUUGAACAAAUUCCUCCACCGCAACCGGUUAGAAAUUUUAUUCCUGCUUUAGGUCGAUCUGUUGGUUUAACCGAAACUGAAAUUGAUUCAAGUAGUGACUCUGCUAGUAGUGCAGGAAGUGCCAUCGUGUUUGUAGCAUAUGAUAAACCUUGGGAGGAACGUUCUCCCAUAAGUCUUUCAACUGACUCAGAAAGUGAAGUACUAAUAGCAAAUAAAACAUCAAAGAAAAAAGAAAGCAAAUCUAAAAAACAAAAGUCCAAAAAGUCACAUAGGACAAAAGAUAAGUCUUCUGAGGCAACAUCAGUAGCAGCAACUGAUACUCCUGCAGAUCAACAGACUGAAAAACCAGUUGAAACACCAGCUGAUGCGUCUGAAAGACCUUCCGAGGAACCCUCUACUUCCCUUGGAAAUUCAGAUGUUCACAGGAAAAAAUCAAAGCAUAAAUCGAAGUCUUAUAGGGAUUCCCAUUACUCUAAAAGAAUUAACAUUCUGUUUCACAGAAGAUCAACAUCCCCGGAGAUAUCAGAUAGUGGGCGUAAAAAAGAAACAGUAUCUUAUUCAUCAGAAUUGGUUAAUUCUCCUCACUCAUCAUUAAGCUCAAAACGUAAGCAUCAUGAUCAUAAAUCUGCUAACUUAGCAGAUGAUGGUGAAGCUCAUCACAAUAUAUCUUCAUCUGCUUCUAGAUCCAGAUCACCAGAAAACAAUAAAAAGCACAAGAAAAAGAGCAGGAAGGAGUCCAGAAGUCCAAGUGUAGAAAUCAUCAGUGUACAUCACAAGGACAAGUCCAAAAAGAAACACAAAAAGCACAAGCAUAAACAUAAAAGUUCCCACAAGCACCAUAACAAGACUGUUGCUAGUACUGUUGUUGUGGCAGAACCUACUGACAUCAUUCGAAGUGAAAAAACAACACCAGAAACAUCCUCACAAAAUUCUUCCACUUGCGCCACUACGUCAUCCGAAGCAAGUUUGUCUACCAGAUCAUUUACUGAUGCUCUGUCUGGUAUCUGUGAUACAUUGACACCAGUUGAGAUUGCAACCAGUAUUGCUAAAAAGACAACUGGAAUAGAAGGCAGUUUAGUUAGUACCACAGAUGAAGUCCUAGAUUUAACUUCAGUCAAUCCAGAGGAAUUGGAUGAUGACAUUUUAGAUGUGGUAUCCACAAUAGAUGCUGCAGGUUCCAUUGAAGCUACAAAUCUUUCUCUACAGUCUUUGGAAGAACAAAAUGGUGCAAUGUCUUUCAAAAAACAUCCCUCAGGUCAUAAAAGGUCGCAUACAAGAAGGAUUUCAGAAACAAACACAUCUCUUUCAUUACCUCUGCCUGAUGUGAUGAUGCAUGGUGAUCCAUUAUUUAGUCAUGGUGCAGGAUCUGUUUUGUAUUCCAAUGUUUUGGAGAGUUUUCAGUGUGCCUUUUCUGGUUAUAACCCACACGCGUGGUACAGACAACCACCACACUACACCAGUGCUCUUUCAAAUAAUAAACCGUUAAAUCUUGGUCUUCGACCAUCCUCAACAACCCAAUCAAAUCCUUUAAAUUUAGCAAAUACAAUUUUAGAUCGUGACUCUGUCCCACUGGACCUAACACAAGUUCAGCAGGCAGAUAGUACAAAACCUAAUAAUAUGGAUCUGACCCUGUCAAGUAGUGGCAAUGAAGAAACAGAUACAGAAAUCGUGUCUCCUGUUUUGGAUGUUGUAAGUUUUGAUAAAGAAGGUACCGGGAAUCUCCCACAAUCUUCCACUGCAGAGAAACGAGGUAGUCCACCUGAUGAUGCUGUAAUAAAUGUCAUAGAUUUAUCCCCAACUGAAAUACAAAGUUCUGACUCAGAGCAAAUGGUACAUUCAUCUCAUGAUACCAUCAACAGCUCCAAGUCUGAAACAGAUAAUGUUAUUGAAUUGGACUUAAGCAAAAAAAGUAACGAUUAUGAUGACUCCGAUGCUGAGACCGACAUUUAUAGACUUGAUAAUUCACAGUCAGAUAUCGAUGUUAAUAUUCUUUCAGAUCAGCAAAUUUCGGACGAAGAUCCCGAAAUUCGUUCUUCGACAAGUAUGUUAAAUUGCAAUUCUAUUAAUGCACAAAGUUCGCCAGAAGUUCAUAUAUCGGACAAAAAAGAUGACAUUCUUUUAGCAAAGUGUCCAGUAUUGAAAAAAAAUGGAGUGAAAACAGAUACAGAUAUGUUAGAAAUAAACAUGAAACGAAUAACGAACAAUUAUAAUCACUUUGACAACAAUUUAAGGACAAACAAUGUUGUAAAUAAUGUCACAUAUUCAAAAACAACAACAACUAUCAAUUCAAAUAGUAAACCAUCAUCAACAAGUGCAUUUAAAGACUGUAACCUAGCGUUACCAAUUUAUUUAGAAUACCCCAAUGUUACAUCAUCUUUACAUCAUGUAAAAAAACCCAACGAUUAUGGAUUUAUUGGCUCAUCUUUAAAUCUAAAACCUUUCGCAAAACAGCUUCAAGAUUCCAAUGUGUACAGUAAUGGAGUUUCUGAUUCGUGUGAUUUAAAGAUAUCCACAGAAACACAAAAGUUAGACAAAGUGACACCAAGUAAAUUACUGAAGUGCACAGGUGAUUCAUCAAGUGAUAUUAAACUUCUUUCAAAUGAUUUACGAUUAGGUGAAACCAAACCUGUGUCAAGUGAAUUACAAUCCAGAGAUUACAAAUCUAUGGGAAGUGAAUUACAAACUAGCCAGUAUGAAAGUAUAAGUAGUAGCUUCAGAUCAGCAUCAAAUGCAUUUUACUCAAGUGAUCUAAAUGCUAGUAAUUUCAAAACACAAAGUGAAUUAAAAUUUAGCGAUCACAAAUCUUCAAAACGUGAAUUACAUUCUAAUGACAUAAAAAAAACAAGUGAAUUACAAUCUUACAAUGGUGAUCAACCAUCUACAAGUCAAUUGCAAACAAAUUCAAAUGAGUUCAAUCCAUCAGUACUAACCAAUGAAUCGGAAUCAACUUCGUAUGAAUCGGAUAUUUUAACUAAUACCGCAAAUAAUUUUAAGAAUUCAUACAACACUCAGUUUUGUGAUGUAUCGAAAUCAUUGAUUAACACGACGGAACUUUCUAAUACUGAUAGUGUGACGCCCUCUAAUGACACUCCAGCAUCUAAAUUUCCAAUAUUUUGGAAGAAGAAGGCUACAUCUCUUGUUGAUUCAUCAUGGAGAGAAGACGUAUCAGCUGAAGAAAGUACAGAAAGCGAAUCAGAAAGUAAUAUUGACGAUAGUGAUGAAAUUGACCCAGUAGAUUGAAUAUUAAUAUCAUUAAUUAUGACUGGGACCUUAAAAUAUUUUUGUUUUAUGUUUUCUUGAAUUAGGCCCCAGAAUGACCGGAGACCUUUAUCAGAUUCAGUUGCUUAUUUGAUCGGCAUAAGCACACUUAAAACUAGUUGAAGGCAUUGCUCCUAAUUACAAAGUCGACACAAGUCCUGCUUAAUUCUUUAAAAUUUAUGCUAUAAUUUGAAAUAAGUUCAAUUAAGUUUUUUUUAAUUAAAAUAGAUGAUUAAAUUGGAUUGAUCUGAUGUAUUAUUACAAGCUCCUUUUGUUUUAAAGUACUGUACGAUAUUAAACAUCAAUACAUUAAAGAUACAUUAUGUAAGAUUUAGAUAAAGAGCUAGCCAUUCUUGCUAUAAUAGUUCGAACAUAGUUAAUGUAAAAUGAAUAAUUUGAAAAUUUCAUUCAAAUUACUCUAUUACGAGCGAAGAUAUUAGCCUUUGAAGGUUUGGCAAGACGUGUGCAAUAAUUUCAACCACUGUACUGGUUGUUCAAAGCUAAGUCUCACUCCUCCAUUUUUAGCUUAAAUCAAAAUAUGGCUGAACUGUUCUAAUCUAUUUAAUAUCGGAGAAAUCUAAUAGCAUCGAGAGUUGAUUAUGGACUGGAUAAGUUAAUUAAUGUCUAAUUAAUAAUUUAGAAAUCAUUUCAGGCCUAAAGACAGACCUGCAAUAGGCAGAUUUCGCUCUUGCAUAAUGUAUGUUUAAGUUUACCAAACUGACUCUAGUACAGUGUAUGUGGAAUAACUAUUACUGGGUUAUUAACAUUAUCUGUAUCAUGCUGAGUGGAUAUUUACAUAGGGAUUACCUACAUACAUGUAUCUAUCUGUAUUAAUAUUUGCGGCUGUCAUUUGUUUGUCUGUCCAGGGUUGGCGGCUACACUAGGGUUGUCCCAAGGCUAAAA